Messenger RNA from Myxocyprinus asiaticus (Chinese sucker), 2535 nucleotides. RefSeq names its product leucine-rich repeat-containing protein 19-like. NCBI's taxonomy places the organism in Eukaryota, Metazoa, Chordata, Actinopteri, Cypriniformes, Catostomidae. Gene Ontology annotation, molecular function: signaling receptor activity; protein binding. The record is from RefSeq and is a predicted model, not a curated record. The transcript is spliced from 4 exons. Gene Ontology annotation, biological process: positive regulation of non-canonical NF-kappaB signal transduction; interleukin-8 production. Bases 592 to 1596 code for a protein of 334 amino acids. Gene Ontology annotation, cellular component: plasma membrane.
CUCGGUGGAAUAUAAAGAACCAAAUAAACUCCUUAUUUUCUGAUAUUGAAUGUAAAAGAUUAAAGCAAACCAGAUAAUUGUGCUUUAAAAUCUUGAGAAACAAGUAGCCUUUGCUUCAGUUAUGUCGCAUGACUGGGUCUCAUUUUAGGGACUGAAAUGCAAUACAGUACAAUUGCACAGAAUAUCUAGCGCUUAGCAUGUGACUGAGGUGGGUGUUGAGCUCUCUAUCGUCAGUCCAUGUUUACAAUUUUGAGAAUGAAACAAGCAUCUGUCCUCAAUGCGUCAGGGCAGAAAACAGCCCAGGCUUCUCGAGAGAACAUUGGGUGACUUUGUGCCAGAGCAGAACAUGAGUCUCUCUGUGGCUGAUGGGAGAUAACAAGCGCAAGAGAGAAAACACCAAACACGAGAUGGCAGCGGGAUGAUAGGACAAAGAUCUUCUUUGUGUGAUCCUCAAGGAGAGAUCUCAAGAACUCUGAAGAACUUUCAUGAGAACAGCUCACAACACAGAGGUCAUUUCUUUGCUUCUAUGGAUAGAGCGCUGGUUUGUAUGCUUGAUGCAGUGCUGUUAUCAUUGCAGGUAACCGAGAGAUCAUGGCCGGGAGACAGUUACAUCAUCUCUGGGUGGCAGCUGUCCUACUGACCUCAGGGGUGACUACAUGCUCGGUGAAAAAGAAUGGCACGUCUCUGACAUACAUUCCUGCUGAGGAAACUACAAACCUCACUGAACUCAUCCUGAGUUACAACAAAAUUGAGAUGUCCAGCUCGGAUAUAAAGGCCUUGCUACAGUAUCCCAGACUGAGGGAGCUUGAUCUCUCUCACAACCUCAUACAGACACUGUCACCGAGAGCUUUCGACAACCUCACAAACCUGGAGACUCUUAACCUGAGGGCUAACCAUCUACAAACCCUUCCUAAAGACAUCUUUAAAGGAUUACCUAAACUAAAGAUUUUGCAUUUGGAGGACAACCUAUGGGACUGCUCCUGCUCGCUCGCUAAUAUCAUCAAACAGCUCAAUAACUCUGGUGUAUCAACAGGUAGAGAAAUCACUUGUUAUACUUCAGAGAAACCGCCUGGUAAAAGAGUCUUAGAUGGAAAGUCUUUCUGCUCCAUUCAGCCCACAAAAGUCAAAAUAUCUGUGGAGAUGAACACUUCAAAUACAACAGCAACACCACUGCCCUUCAUAGAGCCGACCAACAGCAGUCAUGUCAACAGCUCAAACAAAGAGAUCAGUACUGGUGCUGCUGGGAAACCAACAGGAAGCAACAGCUGGAAGUUCCUCCUCGGUGUGGUAGUGAUCACCCUCAGCACUUCCAUGCUCAUCAUAUGUGCCGUCAAGUCACCUUCUUGGUACAAACUGCUCUUCAAUUAUCGUCACCAGAGGCUGCACGAGAACGUGGAGCCAAACGUCUUCAACACCGGACGCUAUUCUAACUUCAGUCUGGACACAGAACAGACAGAGACGAGCAUUCAAGAUCUUGAUGAAGGUCUGGAUCACACACUGAGCUUCCAGAAUCUGGAGGAUGAUGAUGGCUUUAUAGAGGAUGGCUACAUCGAGCCAGGAGGCUACAAAGAUCACACAGACAUUGAUGAAUCAUGAGUGACAUCACUGGCAGGAACGAGUAUGAGACAGGUGGAUGAAUACGUGGAAAAACACAAUCUAUGAUCACACACUGUGUGAGACUUUGGUGCAUUGGUGCAAUAUAACCUCAUAACAGAGCCAUAAACAAAUUGAACACAAGAUCACAACUGAAACUGCACAUGCAAGUAUCGCAACAUGUACUAUAAACAUACUUUAUUGUUUCUAUAACCCACCUUAAAACUACCCCUAUCUGUACGUUUCUUGCACUUUAUAAUAGGGAAUUUCAAACUGUGGUUACAGGUCUUAAAAUGUAAAAUGUUGUCAGUGAUACAUACAAUUUGUCCAAGGAAUGGAUGAAUAUUUCAACAGAAGUAGAUUUUAAGGUAUAAUGUGAAUGCACUCAGAUAUAGAGAAGUGUCUGCAAUGUUUUCACUGGUUUAUAAGAGCAGUUUUACUCUGAUAUCAGUCCAGUUUGCAGCUUCUGCCCUCUUGUGACACUUUACAGGAAUUUCAUCAACACUCAAAGGACAAAUCCUUCAGUAUUUACUGGUAAAGAGACAAAGGCACUUACUUUCUCCUUUCAGUGAAUAUAAUGUCCAUACUUUGAGCUUCUCUGUCAUUCUGUGCUCUUAGCUAAUGACAAAAAGAAAAAAUACAUUGAGCAGAAUAAAGAGGACGACAUUAUAUAAACUGUGUGUUCAAAUGACGUGAUCUCACCAUGAUGACAUCAUUUACAACUUCAUCCAUCUCUGUGUUUGUGUUCAGCUUGUCAACCAGCUGGUAAUUUGACAGACAACAAUAUUUAAAUAAUGAUGACAUCAUACAUCUCAAAAUGACAAUUAUAAGCUGUGGCUCCUGAUCACUGCCACUAUGUAUUUCUGUAUAACUUCUGAAUCAAAGAGUUAUAUUGAUUCUAAAUACAAACGCUUGUCCUGUCGUGUUUUUUAAUUAAUGUAA